GGAGAAAGAUUGCUCCAUCCCCCAACCCCAACCUCACGCCACAACCAAACUCAUCUAGAAAUCAUUGACUUUUUGCAAGCAAAAAUCUAUCCACACCAAUUAAAAAUUUGUUGUAAGUAAUAGGAAAGUGACUAUGGAUCAACACAACAUAUGACAAUGCCACCCCAAUUCACUCUUCCCCUCAACCUCUCAUAAUUUCCUUCGAAUUGAGUCGAUAUUCAUUCAAUAUGGUCGUCAUUCAGCUAAAAGAAUUUUCGUUCUAGAACUGUAUCCCCCCCACUAUUUAUUACUCUCUAGUUUUCGAUAUAGUCAUUUUUCAAUUAAAAAACCUCCUCUCCAAACCGUACAUGAGACUUUCAUUCUAAAAUCAUGCAUAAUUCAAGAACUGAAUUUCCAAAAGCUCUCGGCUAUACAAGAGAGAGUUUUGGGCAUAGGAGGAUUUUAAAUUUUGAUGCUAAGGUUAGAAAAACUGCUCAAAAUUAUGAGAACUAUAGGAAUUGGAAUGGUGAUCAGGGAGUUCAGUUUAGAACUCAUCAAAGCAUGGAAGAAGAAGAAGAAGAUUCUGGUGUUUGCUCUCCACCUUUAUGGAAUAAUGUCCCACAGGAAAAUCUGUCGAAUCGGCCGCUUCUUCACCACAGCAGGGUGCAGGACAUUGUUAGAGGGCAGGGGGAACUUAUGGAUAUGAUCAAGAAUUUGCCUGAGUCCUCUUAUGAGCUCACCUUGAAAGAUCUUGUAGAGCCGUCUAUAUUAGAAACUCAAGAUCAAGAUCAAGGUCAAGAAGAGGGAUCGGAUAAAUUAAUCACAAAUCAUGAUGAUCAAGUAGUAGAUCAGAUGGUGAAAGUGAAAAGGCAAGAGAGUAUGGUAAAAGAGAAGAGGGCAAAGAUGAUUAGAAAUGGAAGUAUUGAUAACAGGGGUUUAUUUCUCAAAAUGGUUUUUCCAAUUACUUUUAAAUCCAAGAAGAAGAAGAAUUUAACAAAUAAUGCUAGUUCAAAAGUUUCUCCUAAGCCAGAGGUGUCAUCAAAGGGGGCUGACAAGGAGUGGUGGAAGAAAAGAUUUACAUAUUCAAGUAACAGUGAUAAUAGCAGAACAAGCAAUUCCAAUGGAAGUAAAGGGAGCAGCAGUGGUGACAGCUAUGGCAGCAGGAGAAAGAAUGGCUUCUUAUCCAGUUGCUGGUCCUGCUUCCACUCGAUGUAAAGCAAGUCUGUAGAGUAGGACUCCUUUUGUUGUUAGUUCAUUAUUGUUGAAUACUUCCCUAAACAACCUGCCAUAAUACGCAGAUAAAAGUAUACUAUAUGAAGAGAAACUUGCAGUGUAAGUUUUCUACAUUCUCUUUGUUAUGGAAGAUCUGAUGAUUCUUUUCU
This is a messenger RNA of Olea europaea var. sylvestris, 1361 nucleotides long. RefSeq lists its product as uncharacterized. The transcript has 2 exons. NCBI's taxonomy places the organism in Eukaryota, Viridiplantae, Streptophyta, Magnoliopsida, Lamiales, Oleaceae. The record is from RefSeq and is a predicted model, not a curated record. The coding region runs from base 370 to 1194 and encodes 274 amino acids.